UUUUUUUUUCUCCUCCUCCUCAUGUUUUACACACACAGCUGAGAGAAAAGGGAGCCAGUCAGAGAAAAAAAACGACCACUGGACAGGCAGCAGCACUGGCAACCGCCGUCUCUUUGUUCUAUACUGGCUUUGACAACAAAAAAAAGUGAUAUUUAAAUAUUUUGUUCCUCCAUGCCAUCGCGAAAAUUUAUAGAGAUGGACUCACACGGGACAGAGUACACAGACCACUGUGGGUCCCACGCAAAGAGAAGGAGGCAUGACAGCGAGCAGUCAGUCUCCAGCGGAACCAGCAGCUGUUCCUCCGCUCUGGAGUACACAGACCUGGAGGCGGCUGAAGCGCUGGUGUGUAUGAGCUCCUGGGGCCAGGGCCACUUCCUUGCAGGCAACAGACCGAGCCCUUGCAAGCCCAGACCCCUCACCCCGGCUUCGGACUCUUGUGACUCCCUCCUGCCGCCAGAACUCCCAGAACCCCCAAAAGACUUUGUAUCCCUCUCCUCCUUGUGUAUGACUCCGCCUCACAGCCCCAGCUUUGUUGAGACUUCAACAUCCAGCUCAGCGCUCCAGUCAACCUCCGGCCCGUCUGUGUCCACGCAACGCUGUGGGCUCCAUCAUCCUGGGCUGGCACCCAUUGCUGAAAAGACCCCCUCCCUCCCCCCUCCGUCACAGCCCUGCAGAGCCAUGGCGACGAGCGUCAUCCGCCACACCGCAGACAACACCCCCUGCCAACACCACAUUCCAUUGGCCCCCAAUCCACAGAAAAAUAGAGACACGGUAAUGGCUGCAACAGUCUGCCAGCAGCAACAGCAGCAGCAGCAGCAGCAGCAGCAGCAGCAGCAGCAGCAGCAACAACGUAUUACAAAGACUGAGCUCAUAACCACACCUCCAUCUCCUCUUGCUCCUCUUACACCCACAUUGUCCACAUCAAAAACAGAGCAGCAGGUCAGUCCCUCAAAACCUUGUUUGGACAAUGUCCCCAUGCCUGCUCCUGUCAACACCCAACUUCAACACAGCCCACCCACUCCCCCUGCUCCCGCUACCCUAUCCCCACCUCCAGUCACCAGCCCCCAAAUCAUCUGCCAGAUGUUCCCUGUCAGCAGCCAAUCAGGUAUAAUCUCAGCCUUCAUCCCCAGUGCGGUUCAGGCUUCCAGUCCUGGAAUUCGGACCACCACCACUCCCAUCCUCCCCCAGCCCGCCUCAGCCAACACCGCCUCUGUCCAGCAGUCCCUGAUUGUGGGCUCAGCGGUGCCCCAGGGUACGGUGAUGCUGGUUCUCCCUCAGUCCUCCGUCUCUCAGGCCCCUCACUGCCCUCAGACUGUCAUGACCCUGGGCAACACCAAGCUGCUACCUCUGGCUCCUGCCCCCGUGUACGUGCCAGCGGGGCCCAGCGGCAGCACCACAGCCACAAAGAUGGACUUUUCCCGCAGGAGAAACUAUGUCUGCAACUUCCCAGGCUGCAGGAAGACAUACUUCAAGAGCUCACACCUCAAGGCUCAUCUUCGGACACACACAGGUGAGAAGCCCUUCAGUUGUAGCUGGGAAGGUUGUGAUAAGCGGUUCGCCCGCUCCGACGAGCUCUCCCGUCACCGACGAACACACACCGGUGAGAAGAAAUUUGUGUGCCCCGUGUGUGACCGGCGCUUCAUGCGCAGCGACCACCUCACCAAGCAUGCACGGCGCCACAUGACCACAAAGAAAAUUCCCUCCUGGCAGGCUGAUGUUCGGAGCCUGAACAAAAUGGCUGCUGGCAAAACACCUCCUUCAAAACCUGGCCUUGCCACAAUAAGCAUGCUGGUACCUGCAGGCUCUAAGUAGACAAUAAACACUGCCAUCCUACCCACUCCCAAGAUACCACAGGGACGCUGGGAGCAGCCCAGCACGCAAGGCUGCUGCUAUUUUACUCACGGGAAUUAAAGAAAAACAUGCACUGGACUCUAUUUUCCUCUCUACUGCUCAUGUGUACAUUUUUUUGUUUACUUUUACAUAAUUGAUAAUAUGUAUGCACUCUUGCCAAAGCCUUUGUAUGAAGUUUGUCUUAUACAUUUCAUCUUCUCCACCCUUCCUUCAUCUUUAUUUGUCUUUGUUGUGUUAAUACUGAUAUAUAUGUCUAAGUGAAUGUAUUGUUUGUUGUACUAUGAGAUGCAUUUAUUUGUCAUAUUUGGGAAAAUGUUAACAUGAAAAACUAUGUAAAUAUGAAUAUUAAUCCUCAAUACUAUGAUUAUACCUUGAUUAUAUCUCCCUGUCUAACUUUUCAUAUUAUUUAAUACAAAUUUGUAAUUAAAAUUAAGAUUAAAUGA
This is a messenger RNA of Thunnus maccoyii (southern bluefin tuna), 2294 nucleotides long. RefSeq names its product Kruppel-like factor 11b (gene klf11b). Lineage: Eukaryota; Metazoa; Chordata; Actinopteri; Scombriformes; Scombridae. The transcript is spliced from 4 exons. Gene Ontology annotation, molecular function: RNA polymerase II cis-regulatory region sequence-specific DNA binding; DNA-binding transcription factor activity, RNA polymerase II-specific. Gene Ontology annotation, biological process: regulation of transcription by RNA polymerase II. Bases 172 to 1812 code for a protein of 546 amino acids. The record is from RefSeq and is a predicted model, not a curated record.